AGUGGGCAACGUCCAUGCGCUCUCUCCCAAGUCACGCCACAGAAAGGCGACGAAGCACGGAUUCGGCGUCAUCAACACCCUCACACCUUUUUGGCAGGCUCCAAGCUUGCGGGGUGUUUCUCGGGGGGCGUCCAGCUAGCUUUCUUUUUGUUGUGCUCGGGUUUUUGUUGCAACUCUUAUUCGUGGUUUUGCGUGUGUGUGUGUGAGUGCUGCUUCGAACGUGAGGACGCCGUUCCCGCGAGUGAAGACCAGCACGACAACGUGAGGAAGGAGCGAGAGAGAUAGAUGUAAAGAGAGAGAGGGGGUGUACAAGUCAAGACUGCAACGGCGUCGCCGUCAACCUGCAGGGGAAGGCCCGACCCUCGGCGUUUCGAAGGGGAAAAGGAAGCCAGCGCCGGGGCGAACGACGUGCCCCUCUCCGGACCGCUCCUCCCUGCCAACUAUACCCGGGCGAGGCAAGCGCUGGCGGCCACAAAGCGGGCGGACGACAAAGAAGAAAGGGUCGCAGCAGACCUUGGGGGGCGACCGGUGCGGACGCCCGAGAUCGAGAAGUGCAUCAAGCGUGUGAUUCGAGGCGACGGCGUGCCCACAAAACCGCUCUGACAGUUCGCUUCCCAACUUCGAAACAGACGUGCAACAUUAAGAACGCGUUUUCUGAAGACCUCUUCCUGGACUUCACUCCCCCACGCAUCUGGGCGCCUCGAAGACUUCUAACGUGGCUUCUUCUUCGAACACUACUGCAAGAUAGACGACCGUGACGACUGUCUGGGAGUUUCCCUGCUGACCACGCACCGAAUGACCGAAAGAGACAAGAUAGUUUCAUGGGAACCGACUGCUUAUGCACUUCAUAAACGGCUGACGCGUCAUAACCGUCUGUGAAAGUUAGUCUUUGUUAAGUAGACGACAGAGUCUCGUGACGUUGGAAAAGCCCUACUUCCUCAAGGCUGCCACAAGAUACCUCAAGGCUGAGGCAGACGACAGAGUCUUGCAACCUUUGCAAACCUCUCGGCUUCCUCAAGACUGCCCCAAGCUUCCUCAAGAUUCAAGACUGAUGCAGAUGACUGAGCCUUGAUACCUCGGCAAAGUUCAUAAAAUCGCCCAUCGUCCACACAGCGAUCUCGUGUGUUCUCACAACUUAAGCUUUCUCAAGACUGAAGCAGAUGACACAGCGUUUUUUGGUACGUACGUCAAGAUUGCCUCAAGCUUUCUCAAGGUUCAAGCUCACUCAGGACUGAAGCAGACGACGGAGUCUUGCGGCCUUGGCAAAGAUCUUCGCUUCCUAAGCUUACUACAAAAGAGAAGGAUCAGCGGCGACGUCUGGAGUGUGGAACUUCCUUCUUCUGGACGAAGAAGAUCCGAGGCAAACGCUUGACUUCUGACCACUCUUGAACAGACGUUUUCAUUCGGACAGCUUACCUAGUGCUGUGUUUACAGAUGAAGGACUUGCAGUGCGGACCGGAAUUCCGAGUGAGAUAACCGAGCGUGUCUCUCGAUCUAAUCAUUGACACCAAUGCAGCUAUACGCUGCUGCUCGUCGCAUAUUCCAGAAACGUUUGUAGCGACCGAGUGUGAAGUUGCCUCUCCGAAACACGAAAGGCUAUCCUGCUUCCCGCAGCACUGUUCGCCACUUCGUUACGACCACUGCGCACAUUUCCCUUGUUGUCGGUGUCACCGGCACGUCACGGAUACAAGGCGGGGUGAAUACAAACGCGGAACUUUUCGGCAUUGAGUGCGCCAUAUAAGCAAACGACACAAACUUCCGCCACUGACUUUGUGAGGUCUCUGUUCUCCCCCUUCGCUUCGACAGGCCAAUGGAGUGACCAGUUUCUUGACUGUCUACCUACUGAACCGAACUUUCCGACACAGCCGUUGCCAUGGUCGCCGAGGAGAAUGGCAAGCCGUCGCCCGCCAAGAACGGCUCCACGAAGAAAAGCAGCAGAUCAACGACCAAAGAUGGGGUCAAGAAAGCCGUCUUAAUUACGGGUUGUGACACGGGCUUCGGCCACGAGCUGGCCAAGCGGCUGGACGCCGCAGGGUUCCAGGUGCUCGCGGGCUGCCUCAACCCGUCCUCAGAGGGCGCCACCAUGCUCAGGGACUUCUGCUCGGCCUCGCUGCGCGUCCUGCACCUGGACGUGACGCGCGAGGAGCACUUCCGGCGCGCCUCCAAGACCCUGGCCGCCGAGCUCGGACCCAGGGGUGAGUGUUAUACGAGCGCCAAGAGAAAGCUGUGGCCUCAUUGUCACUGCUUGGAGUGUCCCUUCUACUGCAUGUCCAAGCACGCCGUGGUCUCCUUCGCCGACGGCCUGAGACGCGAGAUGCGCAAGUGGGACAUCCUCGUCUCCACCAUCGAGCCCGUACUCUACAGGACCAAGAUGGCGAUGCCCGAGCACAUCCAGUGCACGGUCGACCAGUCGUGGCAGGACACCCCGGAGCCCGUGCGGGAGGUGUACGGCAAGACAUACUUCGAGCACUUCCGCUCGCGCUGCCUCGACUUCCUGUCGCGGCGCUGCCGGGAAGACCUCUACGAGGUCGUCGACAACAUGGUGCACGCCGUGAGCUCACGCCGGCCACGCCGAUCCUACUUCUGCGGCGGCGCCAGCGACAGGUUCCGGGUGGCCCUGCUUCGCGUUCUCUCCGCGAACACGGUGGACCGCAUGCUGUGCACCAUCAACCAGAGUCACGUGGGCCGCUCGAUCUCCGAUGGCUAACCGCCCGUCCACCGGUCAACAACUGCAUAAAGCCGAGCGAGUGUGUCGUUCCUCUGGGGGGGGGACAGGUUGAGUGCAUCUCCCGACCGCAAUCACAUUUCGUAUGCGCCUUGCCUACACACAGCGGUGUGUAGUCAACUUCUCAUGGUGAAGUUUGUCGAGCGCUGCUUUUUGCUAGCGGUACUUAUCCGGCUGCCUGUUUCAAAGAAAAUGCAUAUUGAGGCGCAGGUUUGGUCAAGAAAGGUUAAUGUUCCGGCAUAAAUAGAUUUUUAGGGGUUAUAUUUCCCUGUAUCUGUUUUGUAACGGUCUUCAACUGGCUUUUAAGUGUAAACUACGGCGUUGAACGUUUGAAGACUGUAAACUUUUUCUUCUCGAAUAAUCUAGCCCAUCGUCACCUUACAGAAAUUACCAGUUCCCCUUAUUCCUUGGUACUGAAAAAGAAAGUAGCACAGAUUGAUUCCUCCUGAGCGAACUAGGCGACCACAGUCGCCGAGCUUGGUACCUAUCAAGAUCCAUCGCAAUGUGCGAAAUCUGUUUGAAAUUAUGGAGCGGUCAAACGAGUCGUUUAAGCAGGAUAAUCACUUACAUCUGCCUUCAUAUGAAACGCCACACCGGGUAUAUCUUUCCCAAAUCCCAAGCAACAGUUCCUUUAGAAUGAAAGUGCAGAGGCACCAGGAGUUUUCAAGCGUGCAAUAAACAUAUAUAGAUUGUCUUCCCGAUAAAUUCCUAAGGGUAUGUAAUGCUAUAGCGACGAACGGCGUGGAAGCGGUGGAACUGUUCGUACGAAACUGCAACGUCUGGACGUAUCACUACUUAUUUGCCAUGACUGUGCGGAAAACUGUGACCACAUUGUUAGCGGAAUCGCGGACUUUAUCUACAGUGCUGAGAGCGCCGUGAAAGCGAAACGCUAUUUGACUAGCUUUCAACGUCGUGGACCACGGUUUGUGCACAUUUCAUGAUCAAGUGACUACCUAAUUAAGUACUUCGCGUGGCGAGUACCAGCGUUUUAGCCUCGAUCGUUAAUAACAAUCCUCAAAACAGGAGUGGUUUAACCACGCCAAUGCGCACACCUGACGACAAUGAAGCGACUUGGGAACAAGUGCAUCCACUGCUGAAACUACGUGGUGUGUAGAACACAAGGGACGGGGGGGGGGGGGGGGGGGGGGAAGCAAAAGUGGGCAACACGUGAGACACAGGAGUUGGCCUCUGGUGCCAGAAGGCAUAUAUGUCCUUGCAAGUUUCUUGUGUAAGUUGUCUUUGUGAAUAAACACGUAAUCGAAACGUCG
Molecule: messenger RNA, 3993 nt
Organism: Dermacentor silvarum
Lineage: Eukaryota; Metazoa; Arthropoda; Arachnida; Ixodida; Ixodidae
Product: 11-beta-hydroxysteroid dehydrogenase type 2
Exons: 4
Coding region: 1874-2707 (277 amino acids)
Molecular function (GO): oxidoreductase activity
Source: RefSeq, a predicted model, not a curated record